GACCCCCUUGUCCCAUUUUAUUCUGUUCCUCCUUCGCAUCCCCCCUUUACGCCUUCGGCCCAUCGCGAGUUCCUUACGGGAGAACACAGGCGAAAGAACCCUGGAGCCGGUGGAACACACAGCCGCUGCUCUGCUCAACCUCAGUGCCAAUAUGUUGUACCUGGAGACCACCCCAUCGGCCUCGUACAGUGAGUCACAGUACACAAACCUGACUCUGCUCAACAUGGAUCAGAACAUCCAAAAUGGCGGCUCCACCUCCACGAGCCCCUACAACAAUGACCAUGCGCAGAACAACGUGACGGCUCCGUCACCCUACGCCCAGCCCAGCUCUACCUUCGAGGCGCUGUCCCCGUCCCCAGCCAUCCCCUCCAAUACAGACUACGCCGGACCACACACCUUCGACGUGUCCUUUCAGCAGUCCAGCACAGCCAAGUCAGCCACUUGGACGUACUCUACAGACCUGAAGAAACUGUACUGUCAGAUCGCCAAGACAUGCCCAAUCCAGAUCAAAGUUCUGACCAACCCGCCGCAGGGGGCAGUGAUCCGGGCCAUGCCCGUAUACAAGAAGGCCGAGCAUGUGACCGAGGUGGUGAAGCGCUGCCCCAACCACGAACUAAGCCGCGAGUUCAACGACGGACAAAUUGCUCCUCCCAGCCAUUUGAUUCGGGUUGAGGGGAACAGUCAUGCCCAGUAUGUGGAGGACUCCAUAACCGGGCGCCAGAGCGUUCUAGUGCCCUACGAGCCCCCCCAGGUGGGAACAGAGUUCACUACUAUCUUGUACAACUUCAUGUGCAACUCCAGCUGUGUAGGAGGGAUGAACCGACGCCCCAUCCUCAUCAUCGUCACCUUGGAAACCAGAGAUGGCCAGGUGUUGGGUCGGCGGUGCUUCGAGGCGAGGAUCUGCGCCUGUCCAGGACGAGACCGCAAGGCGGAUGAGGACAGCAUCCGCAAGCAGCACGUGACCGACGGAUCAAAGAGCAGUGAGGGUACGAAGCGCCCCAACUACCGCCAGACAUCCCACGGAAUCCAGUCCUCCAUCAAGAAGAGAAGAUCUACUGAUGAUGAGGUUUUAUAUUUGCCUAUUAAAGGGCGUGAAAUCUAUGAGAUUUUGGUGAAAAUCAAAGAGUCUCUGGAGCUCAUGCAGUUUCUGCCUCAGCACACUAUUGAGUCCUACAGGCAGCAGCAGCAGAGCCUCCUGCAGAAACAUCUGCUAAAAGCCCGUCUGCGCUCGGAGCUGCUGGAGCCAGCGUGUGAGCAGAAGAGACGCUGCAGCUCGUCCUGAGACUCCUCCGUCCACUCACAUUCCUGCUCUGACCGCACUGGCCUCCGCUCCCUCUCAGCCUCCUCCUCCUCAUUUUCCUCCUCACCUUCCUCCUCUUCGUCCUGCUCCGAAUGCACUGGUCCUACAACACAGAAGCCCCCACAUCUCAGCCGCCGCCUCUUCCUCCACCUGCUACUCCUCUUCCUCUUCCUCUGGCUGACUGCACUGGCCUUCCAUUAUUUCUCCAUCUCAACCUCCUCUUCCUCCUCUCCUCGUCUUCCUCUGUGCCCCUGUUUGGCCCACCCAGUGGCCAUAGCUCUGUGGCCCCCUGGAGUAGAUGUCAAAGUAAAACAGUAGCUUUUGCAGUCACCUUAUCGUAGCAUUCAGUUCACUCAAGGUAGUGUUCUUCCGUCAUGGAUCAAGUUCACACCCCUAGCCUUCUGCAUCACACACCGUCACACCUCUUACACAUGAAGAAUGUACGUUCUUAAUGCAGGGUCUUUUCAUACUCCAAAGGUUAAUGAAGACAUAACUCUUUGCAUGGCCGAUUUUUAAAUGAUUUUCUUUUUUAAAUGUAGCUGUUGGGUGUCAUAUAUUAAUUAUUGCUAGAUGUUUUCACACAUUCACACCAAUGUACAAAUCUCAUUAGUAUGCUGGAUUUUCUCUACUUCCUGUAGUUUUCAGAUGUGUAGUUUGUAAAUGAAUAUAAUACCUGCUGGUAUUGCACAAAAAAACUACAUUGCACACAGUCAGAACAGCCUCAGAGCUGGCCACUUCCCUUUCCUGGUGAGUCUGGGAGGUUGAAGUAGGUCGGGAACCAAGCAUCAGUGUUUUGUUUGUUUGUUUGUGGGACUCGUACUGUAGUCACUCUUUGGGCUUUUUUGAGAGAGGAAUGAAAUGAACUCUCUGGCUUUCUACUGCGCUUCUCCCCUCUGUUUCAUUGUUGGAGCUGGACUCAAGUGCCUUUGGUUGGGUUUGUUUGGGAUUCAAUUUUAUGGAUAAGAUUAUGCUGGUCAUGUUAUAUUCUAUCACUGCAGGGCAGUUUUUCUUUCUUCGUUUGUCACUGAGAUUGAUUUGAUUGUUUUUCUCUUUCUGUUUUUUUUUGUGUAUUUUCUUAAAGAAAAUAAAAGCAUAUCCGUUUUGUUUGAAAGGCAUAUGAGAGGAUGACAAUUGAUGUUGUUUGUUGUUAAUGUUUAAAAAUGAUUUUUUUGUGACAUCAAGGCUCUUGCACUUUUGUGUAUACUCAAUAAAUGUUCCUGUCUGCUA
Messenger RNA from Alosa alosa (allis shad), 2527 nucleotides. It is a transcript of the gene tp63, whose product is annotated as tumor protein p63. Gene Ontology annotation, biological process: protein tetramerization; apoptotic process; regulation of transcription by RNA polymerase II. Gene Ontology annotation, molecular function: DNA-binding transcription factor activity, RNA polymerase II-specific; protein binding; RNA polymerase II cis-regulatory region sequence-specific DNA binding. Gene Ontology annotation, cellular component: nucleus. The transcript has 9 exons. Lineage: Eukaryota; Metazoa; Chordata; Actinopteri; Clupeiformes; Clupeidae. Bases 152 to 1282 code for a protein of 376 amino acids. The record is from RefSeq and is a predicted model, not a curated record.